Dovyalis caffra is the source of this 927-nucleotide messenger RNA. NCBI's taxonomy places the organism in Eukaryota, Viridiplantae, Streptophyta, Magnoliopsida, Malpighiales, Salicaceae. The record is from the annotation of a GenBank genome assembly.
AUGGAUGGUGGAGAUGGAUGGCGCGUGAAAGCUUGCUCCUCCAGUGUUAAAGAUAAGACGAUAAUCAACCGGGUAAUGCUCAGAUUCCGGCCGAUUGCUCCAAAACCGGUCACAGGAGAUUCGAGUUAUGGUAACUGCAAGCCAGAGAUCAAGACUGGUUUGGCUAGUAAGGAAAGAAAGAAGAGAAAGUACGUUAGGGUUAAGAAGAAGAAUAAUAGUAAAGAACAGUAUCAGCGGACUAGAAAGAAAAAGAUGAUGCCAAUUAUAUCAUCAGAUCAAGAAAGAGAAAGAGAAGAUCAUGGUCUCAAGCUAACGUUGCAGUUGAUUCCUGAUGAGAAAACGAUUGAUCCAAUACCAGAAAAGCGGCCUUUGUCCAAUGAUAUUGUUAGUCUUUCAGUCCCAGUUGUGCAACAUGAAAAGCAUAAGGAUUUAUUAUUUGACAUCAAUAACCAGUUGAUUGAUGAUAUGGGUGGUUUAAGAAUGUCAGAUCCGACGAACGGAAAGAGGAUAGUGGAGACGCGGGUGACAGUGGAGAGCGUGACAGACACGUGCAUGGAUAUGGUGUUACUGGGUAGUACGGACGUGGAGAAAAUGAGAAAUCUAGAGAAGGACACGAGUCCCGGAUUUAUAUCGGAUGGUUUAAACUGGGUACUGUGGGUUAAUGAUGCCUACAAGAAGAUGGUGAUGGUAAGGCAGGAAGACGAGGGACGGUCGCCGGAGGUUAGCGUAGAUUUGGUGAUUAAAGAGAAGUUUUUGGCGUGUCUUUAUGGUUCUGCAUUUACGUGCUGGGUUAGAUUACAGCAUACGUGGCAGAUGGAGAAGUGCUCACAGUCACAGAUGGUUCCCUGUGAUGUGCAGAAGAUGGAAUUUGGUGGGUUUGCAUGGAGGCUUGACGUUAAGGCUGCCCUCAGUUUGGGUCUUAACUAA